Candidula unifasciata is the source of this 471-nucleotide messenger RNA. The record is from the annotation of a GenBank genome assembly. NCBI's taxonomy places the organism in Eukaryota, Metazoa, Mollusca, Gastropoda, Stylommatophora, Geomitridae.
AUGGCUGACAUUCUAAAAGAUCUUGGUGGGGCAUUGAACAGCAUUUACUACUCAUUACCACAGCUGUUGCCACAGCCCAAAGAGAUUGAGAAGGUGAUUGUCAAAGAAGUAGCAAUGUUUAGAAUACCCCAAGGUUCUAGGACGUUCAUCCGUAUUGCAGGGUUGUCAGGGGCUCUUGCUGUGGCCCUCGGAGCUUAUGGUUCACAUGUGUUCCGCCAGAAGGAAAUAGAUGAAAGACUGAAAGAUACAUUUGAAAUAGCCAAUAAAUAUCAUCUUAUUCACACCUUGGCUCUGCUGGCGGUACCUUUUGCUAAGAAACCUGUUUUGACUGGCACACUGAUGACUGUUGGACUGUCCCUGUUCUGCGGAAGCUGUUACUAUCACGCACUCACAGCCAACACUGUAAUCAGAAAGGUCACACCGUAUGGAGGCUUCCUUCUGAUUUUUGCCUGGGCCUCCUUUGUUCUCUAA